Messenger RNA from Miscanthus lutarioriparius, 2421 nucleotides. Lineage: Eukaryota; Viridiplantae; Streptophyta; Magnoliopsida; Poales; Poaceae. The record is from the annotation of a GenBank genome assembly.
AUGUCUGACCGGAGCUCGUCGUCUGGGCCGAUGUUUUUCCCCUUUGGCCCGCAGGCCGAGGCGUGGGACGUCACCUUCAAGGUCAAAUAUGGUGAUACGCUUAAAAGGUUUUAUGGUUGUGUCAAUGGGAAUCAUUUUGACAUGAAUUUAUCUUCUCUGCGGGCAAAGAUAGCUACUGCCUUUAAGUUUGGUCCUCAUGCUGAUUUUGUUCUGACUUACACCGAUGAGGAUGGUGAUAUUGUCAUGCUAGAUGAUGACGAUGACUUGUGUGAUGCAGCUCUGCGUCAGAAAUUAAACCCUCUGAGGAUUACUGUUCAACUGAAAAAAAAUCAACCAACUGAAAAAAAAGAUGCCUCUGCACCUGUGAAACCCACUGCUCAGGAUCCACUAUCCCAGAUAAUGUCAGCUAUUGAAGGUUUGAAGCCUGUUCAGGAAGAUGGUCUGGCUCAUAUAAAAUCAGCUAUUGGUGAAGCAAUCAAGUCUAUCCCAGAGCCAAUACCUGAUGCCCUUGCUAAACUCUCUCAUGAAAUACUUGAUGCAGCACCACCACCAUUAGCUGAGCUGAUGAAACCUUUUGCACAAUUGAUGGCACCAAACAGUAAUGGCAAUGGGCCAUCUCAUGUGCAUGCUGAGGGGUCAUCUAGCUCUUCCAGUGGUGUGACACAGACACAGGCGCCGGCCCCGGCCCCAGCUGAAGCUAAAAAUGAGCCCAAAGUUAAGCCAAGUUUGGGUCUUAGGGCUGUGUUAAAAGAGGCUGCUGCACCUGUUCCUAAUGCUGGAGCUCCUCAAGUUCAACAGCCAUCCAUGUACCCAUCUGUUGAGGAGUUGCUGUUCCCCUGUAAUUCAGUUGACAAAUCUGUUUGCAAAGGGAAGACUGAUGCUCAAAAUAAGGGCAAAACUGUUAUGUCCUCAGUCACCCAACCUGCCCCUUACUCUCUUCCUACUCAUGCAUUUCAGAAUGGUCCCGACCACGAAGAAGCCAACAACACCCAUGGCAAUAUGAAGACAAUGCAAAAGCCACUAGUGAUUCUAGAUGGCGCAUUCCAAUGUACAAAAUGCCCUAUGCACCACCACCUCCAGCAGUGCCACCCCCGGGCUAUGGACCUUCUCCACAUUUUCCUUAUCCAGGCCGCCUCUUGUCUUCUGGACAUCCAUACGGAGAUCUUGCGGGUAACAUGGAAAACUCAGCAGCACGUAGUCUGCAUAGAUGGAUUCAGUGUGAUGGCUGUGGAGUGCAACCAAUUGUUGGUCCACGUUAUAAAUCUAAUGUGUGACACACGAGUUCUAAUGAAGUCAAAACGGGAGAAACUUGAAAGUCGCUUCAUUUUGGAUGUAACUGUCCUUGAUGGAACACUGAUGACACCUUCUACCCCGUUCACUAAGAUUUGGCGCAUGCAUAACAAUGGGUCUGUUGUGUGGCCACUCGGCACACAGCUUAUCUGGGUUGGUGGAGAUCAGUUUGCAUUGCAGACAUCUGUUCCAUUAGAGAUUCCUGUGGAUGGCUUUCCUGUGGACAAAGAGAUUGAUGUUGCUGUUGAUUUUGUGGCACCUACAAGGCCAGGGAGGUUCAUAUCUUACUGGAGGUUGGCUUCGCCUUCUGGUCAGAAAUUUGGUCAGCGAGUUUGGGUUCAUAUCCAGGUGGAAGACCCUUCUUUUGUUAAUGACAAUAACAGGAAUGCUGCUAUUAACCUGAACCUGCCUCCAGAGAGCAAUAGUGCAAACACAACCAAUUUAAUUGAUGUGAACAUUGAGCCUGUUGACUCAGCCCUUAGCGCACAUGCCAAACGCACAAAAGAGUUCCAUUUCUGUUCAACUGAUGUUUCUGAGCCCAAGAAAUCUCUGCCUACCACGUUGGUCGGUACCUCUUUGUCUGCACCAGCUCCUGCAAACCCAACCGGUGAUGUUUCCAUAUCCAGUACAUCUGCUGCUGCUUUUGUGCCCUCUGUUAAUGUGCCUAUGCCUGAAGUUGUUACUACUCAUACACCAUUACCUGCUAUGCCUGUGCUGCCUACAAAUAUACCUAUUUCAGCUCCAGUAUCUGCUCCUGCAAUUGCCCCUGUGCCUGCAUCUGGUACUGUGCCUGUGCCUCCACCUGUUAGUGCGCCUCCACCUGUUAAUGCUGUGGUACCUGAGCUGUCUGACCUGGAUGUUCACAAUGAGGAGAAGUUGCUGAGGGAGCUGGAGGAAAUGGGUUUUAGGCAGAUCGAUCUCAACAAGGAAAUCCUUAGGCAGAACAAUUACAACCUGGAGCAGUCUGUUGAUGACCUAUGUGGCGUGAAUGAAUGGGAUCCACUCCUUGCAGAGCUGGAAGAGAUGGGAUUUGAUGACACAGAGGUGAACAAGGAGCUGCUUGCGAAGAAUGGGGGAAGCAUCAAGCGAGCUGUGAUGGACCUCAUUGCCAGGGAGAAAAAGGACAAGUGA